Molecule: messenger RNA, 1373 nt
Organism: Dermacentor albipictus
Lineage: Eukaryota; Metazoa; Arthropoda; Arachnida; Ixodida; Ixodidae
Source: RefSeq, a predicted model, not a curated record
CGCUCGGCUGCUCGCCGGUCGCUCUCAAAGUUCGUUCUCUUCUCUCUGCGCGCGUCUGUCUAUAGCGGACGCAUUUCGCGCCCCUAUAGCUUGGUGACCCAGACGUAGCAAGCUCACGCAAUGGACGACGAAAUGAAACUGAACCUUUGUACGUGACUUCCACGCCGGGGAGGCCGGCGCCGCGAACAUAAACAUCCGCUCGUUGUGCAGACGCUCACGGCGGCGGCGGCGGCGGAAUCGGAUCCACUACAGUUAAAUUAUUUACAGACCUCUGGGGCUUGUCGCUCUUUUCCCUGUGUUUUAAAAAUCUAGGCCUUCAUUUAAUGCAAUAAUAAUAAUAAUAAUAAUAAUAAUAAUAAUAAAUAGUCGAAAAUAUAAUGUCAGUACCCUUUAAUUUGCGACCCGAUAUAGUUCUGGUGUAGUAAUAGCGAAGAAGUAAGACUGGUGCAUCUCAUGUGGCUCCACAAGGAGUGGGUGUUCCCCCAACGAGCAAGGAAAAGAAGAAAGAGAAAGGCAUGAAUCGGCGUUCUGGUACAAGGGCCUUGGCAGAAAAUUCGGAAACCAUGUCCGAGCCGGUGCUACGCAACGACGACUUCAGUGGCGUAAACAACCAGCAGCAAGUCGUCCUCGCCAACAAUGCGGCCAACCACGAGUCCCCAUGGAAGACGUUCCUGUGUGCAACCAGCGCCUUCGUGGCCUUCACCAUCGCCACAGCCGUCAUACUGUUCUACUUCAGGAGGUCGCCAGCUGUGCGAUCCCUCGUGAAAUUUGGUACUUCCACACCAGAGUACACAGAGGAAAGCUCCGUGGUAAGCCCCAUAACUGUGCCCUACGAGAAGCAGCGCAUGGGCCUGCGGAUGGCGUGCGUCGAGGACGGCGACUGCCAGGACGAGGCGCACCUGGUGUGCGGCUCGGACGGCUUCGACCGCGUCUGCCUCUGCGACAGCGGCUACGUGGAAGGAGGCAGCGACUGCUCCGAGAGCCCCUCGCAGCCCGGGGAGCCGUGCGACGGCCGCAUGCGCUGCGCCAAGCGCACCAACAUGGUGUGCGACCAGUUCCUCAAGCCGCCGCGCUGCGACUGCAUGGCCGGCACGCUCUGGCAGGAAAACAAGUGCGUCGCACUGUUCGAAUUGACUGGCAAUCAAGAGGAAGAGCGACCGCAAAACGCGACAGCCGAAGACAGCGAAGAGACGUUUACAGUUAUGCGCAAUGAAUCGACGCCGCAGCUAUAGAGGACGCACUAGGUUCGGCAGCAAAAACCCUCACGACGCCGUGGACGACACUGAUAUUGAUUUUUUACAAUUACAGUUGUACCAUUCAGGUAUACAGUGCCUGUAUGUUCCUGUGUCAAAUGAAUGCUGACUGAAAUAUCA